AUGGAUAUAGACUCCCCUUGGGGCGAUGUCCCAUCCAAGUCUAAAGCAGACGAUCCCCAAGAGCCAGACCCUACUUCUGUGAAAGCUGAUACUGCCACUGGCUCCACCCCAUCAGUAAAAUCAGCUUCCAGUGGACCACGUUCUUCUGCAUCGAGAAAGAUCCCGGCUCGUAAAAUCGAAGUGCAACCGACGAAGCUCGAGGCUGUGGACGAUGCAUUUGACCCCCUUGGCCCUCUAGGUGCAGAUCCUACACCUGCCGCUUCAUCCAUAUCUACCGACCAGGCACCGACACCUCCGAGAAAAGAGCUUAAUGCACGGGCAACCAGGCCACCUUCUGCCACUUCUCCUGCCUUCCCAACGUCGGAUUACGAAGAUACUACACUUCCCAUCGGCCGAGUCAAGGGACCCCCUCCAGUCCAACCGCAGACAUCCGGAGCUUCUCGACAAACACAACCUAGUGUCAGCCUAGAACAGGCUGCGAAACCAACAUUUGACAUACUGGUGGGCGACCCUCACAAGGUUGGAGAUCUGACUAGCAGUCAUAUCGUGUAUCAGGUUCGCACAAAGACAACAUCGAAAGCCUACAAGAUUCCCGAGUUUGCCGUAUCUAGGCGAUACCGAGAUUUCUUAUGGCUAUAUACCUCCCUGCACAACAACAAUCCCGGUGUGGUCGUGCCGCCUCCGCCAGAGAAACAAGCGGUCGGUCGGUUCGAUACCAACUUUGUGGAAUCCAGGCGACAAGCAUUAGAACGAAUGUUGAACAAAAUCGCGAGCCAUCCCAUUCUACACCAUGAUGCUGACCUCAAGAUCUUCCUUGAAAGCGACGCAUUCAACAUUGAUGUCAAGAACAAGGAAAAUCGGGAACCAGAUUUGGGUCAGAACAAGGGCAUGUUUAGUUCUCUCGGAAUCAACGUUGGUGGAUCAGGUGGGAAAUUCGUCGAGCAUGAUGAUUGGUUUCACGACCGAAGAGUCUACCUCGAUGCUCUUGAAAGCCAGUUGAAAGCUUUGAUGAAAGCUAUAGAUUCUGUGGUGAUUCAACGGAAAGGGCUUGCUGAAGCUGCGGGAGAGUUUGCCGUCUCACUGGGCAACCUGGCGCAAGUCGAGCUGUCCCCGGUCUUCUCUGGUCCCUUACAAGCAUUGUCCGAUGUGCAGGUACGAAUAAAAGAGUUGUAUGAGCGACAGGCAAUGCAAGAUGUGUUGACUCUGGGUAUCACGAUUGAUGAAUACAUCCGGUUGAUUGGAAGUGUGAAACAGGCUUUUUCGCAACGGCAAAAGGCAUUCCAUUCAUGGCAUACUGCAGAAAGCGAACUGGCCAAACGAAGGAGCGCGCAUGACAAACUUAUGAGGCAAGGAAAGAGCCAGCAAGAUAAGCUGAAUGAGGUGGGCGCUGGAGUCAGCGAUGCCGAGAAGAAAGCACAUCAGGCAAGACUACUCUUUGAGGAUAUGGGCCGCUUGAUGAGAGGUGAAUUGGAGAGAUUUGAACGAGAAAAAGUGGAAGAUUUCAAGAGUGGAGUCGAGACGUUCCUGGAGGGAGCUGUGGAAGCUCAAAAAGAGUUGAUCGAACUGUGGGAGACUUUCCUCCUACAGAUGGAUACAGAAGAGGAGGUUCCUAGCAGAGCACCACAACAAGGAGCUAUUUCAUCUACUGCUGAUGACAGAUCUGAAGACCCAACGACAGGAGAUCAUGCGGUGACCCAGGAUGAAAGACCGAUUGCCACGGCGACAGAUGUGGCACUGGAGCAGGAUGCUUAA
Molecule: messenger RNA, 1752 nt
Organism: Exophiala bonariae
Lineage: Eukaryota; Fungi; Ascomycota; Eurotiomycetes; Chaetothyriales; Herpotrichiellaceae
Exons: 5
Coding region: 1-1752 (583 amino acids)
Biological process (GO): protein retention in Golgi apparatus; retrograde transport, endosome to Golgi
Cellular component (GO): endosome
Molecular function (GO): phosphatidylinositol binding
Source: RefSeq, a predicted model, not a curated record